Messenger RNA from Scomber japonicus (chub mackerel), 759 nucleotides. RefSeq names its product mannosidase beta like (gene manbal). The record is from RefSeq and is a predicted model, not a curated record. Gene Ontology annotation, cellular component: membrane. The transcript has 3 exons. The coding region runs from base 169 to 429 and encodes 86 amino acids. Lineage: Eukaryota; Metazoa; Chordata; Actinopteri; Scombriformes; Scombridae.
CUGUAAGUGCUGAUGCCUUUUUUUCUGCUUCAUUUGUGAACUAAACUCGCAUUUUUGUUUCACAGUGUUUUCCGGUGUUUACUCACCUUUUACUCUACAUUUAUAUUCCUGCACAUUACAGCGGAGUGUCGUCGUGGGAAGCACAACGGACCAAAGGAGAGGAGCAUCAUGUCUGCAGAACUGGACCUGUCUCCUCCAGAGGUCCCAGAGCCCACUUUUCUAGAGAGUGUACUGCGCUAUGGUCUGUUUCUGGGUGCCAUCUUCCAGCUCAUCUGCAUCCUGGCAGUCAUCUUCCCCAUGUCCAAAGGGCACGAACAUGAGGAGAUGGAUUCUGCUGAAGGCAAAUCCACUGAACAGAUGAAGAAACCUAAAGGACCAGCACCUCAGAUUCGACAGAAACCUAAGAAAGAGAGCAAAAAGAAGCGAUAGUGUAUAUGUGUGUGCGUGUGUUACCUUGUUGUGCGAAUGGGCGUGUUAAGUAAUCAGUGAGUCAACAGUUACCAUUAUAGUUAUCUCUACAAGCAUAUGAAACACUACAGUUAUAUAACAACAAUAAAAAACGAUGUGUAAAGAAUGGGAGACACAUCAGAAUGACAUUGAACCAUUCAUCCUGUUCACAUUCAACAGCAUACAAAGAACAAGUGUCAUAGCUUUUGCUGACUGUUUAAUGCAACUGCAUAUUUUAUGUUUUUUUAUAACUCAAUGUUGAUUGAUUGUUUGAAUUGAAAUUGGAAAAUAAAUGCAAUGUGUUCACCUUAA